Molecule: messenger RNA, 981 nt
Organism: Helianthus annuus (common sunflower)
Lineage: Eukaryota; Viridiplantae; Streptophyta; Magnoliopsida; Asterales; Asteraceae
Exons: 1
Coding region: 1-981 (326 amino acids)
Source: RefSeq, a predicted model, not a curated record
AUGAGGUGUAAGAAACACAACACCGAUCUCAGCAGCAUCAACGGCGUCUGCGCUUCUUGUCUCCGUGAACGCCUAUUCAAACUAAUCCUCGCUCAGAAACAAGCCGAAGCCCAGGACCAAUCACAGAACCACUGUAAUUCAAACACCAAUCCGCCGCUACAGCGUUCUGUUUCUCCGUAUAUCAACCACCGGAAAUCCGUACAGCAACAGAAUUCUGUUACAACCGUCCAACAACCUUCUAACAAACCUCACCUGAACCACAGCCUCUCAGAUCAAGGGUUCUACAACUCACCGCAGAUAGCGGUUACUUCCGGCGGUUGCAUCGGCGGUGCUACUGCAACUUCAUCGAACAAUAAGAAGAAGAGUUUGAUUAGGUUUUCAACGUUUUCAAACCUGUUCAGGUCUAACGGACGUGACGGAGACUCCGAUUCGAUUCACGGAGCUUCCGUUUCCACUUCCGGCGAGCCGAGCGGCGCCGCUGGUAAGCCGACGUCAGUGACGUCAUCUCCGUUGUGGUUCUCGAACGUUCGUCCAGUUUCUGAUCGUCGUCAGAAGAAUAAAUCGGUUUACGUAACCGAAUCUUCAUCAUCCGCCGCUGUACGGAAGCAACGGUGUGUUGUUCGAGAUCGAGGAAUGUCACCGGUGAGAAACUCCGAUGACGGUGGUGAAGAGGAUUUCAGUGACGGAUCAAGCGGUUACGAAUCGGCGGAGGUGGAGUCCUUUAAACAGACGCCGAAGAAGACGCAGUCGCAUCCGACAGUCCGGCGCGGCAGCGCACAGCGGAGUGUUUCGGAGUUGAUUUUCUGUUUGAGUCCGUUAGUGCGUGCGAGUCCUAGUCGGUUAUGGAACGUGAAAGGAAAACCACCGUUGGACGGCGGAGUUAACGGCGAUAUACGGCCUCAUAUAUCUAAUGUUAAAUCGUUCUAUGCUAAUAGAUCACGGAAGCUUGCUGAUUUCGGGAGGUCGCAUCCACACCGUUGA